AUGCCAUUAAAGAAAUCAAAAUUAAAAUUUAUAUCUUUCCUCUUCAAUGCUAAACUUUCUCUUGGUGUCCCCUUCUUUCACUUAAUUUCCGUUUUCUUUUUUUUUUUCUUUUUUCUUUCUUUUUCCUUUCUUUCUUUUUUCUUUCAUUCAUUUUUCUUUCUUUUCUUUCUUUCGUUCUUUCUUUCUUUUCUUUCUUUUUCUUUCUUUCUUUCUUUAAUGCGUUUUCCUUCUCUUUUUAUUCUAUUAUUCUGUUUUGAUUUUCAUCGUUUUCGUUUCAUUUCUUUUCUUCUUUCUUUCCAGAGAUAUAAAAAAAGACGAACGACUUUGGUUUAUUUGACACUUUUCACUUUUUCUUUUCUUUCUUUCCUUCUUUCUAUCAUCUAUUUUUUCAUUCGUUUGUUCAGUUUUUCUCUUCAUUCAUUCAUUGAUUUCCUUUUCAUUCUUUUUUGCCUUAUUCUUUUCUUUCUUUUCAUUCAUCCAUUACUCUUUCAUUGUAUUUCCUUUUUUCUUUUCGGGAUGUCUUUCUUUUUCGUUUCUAUUCCUUCAACUUUAUUUUUAUUUCUUCCUUUCUUUCUUUUAACUUCAUCUUAUUUUGCACUUAUUUUCUCAAAAUGUUUUUCUUUUUCUUUUCAUUUCCAUAUUCUGGAUUCCUUUCGUGUUUCUCUUAAUUUAGCAUUCUCUUCAACUUCCUUUCUUUCUUGCUCUUCCUUUUUACUCUUUAAAUCUUCCUUUCUUUUCUUAAAAUAUUUCAUUCUUUCUCUAGACUUCUUCAUGUGCUUUACUGUUUUUCUUUCAAUCCCUUAA
Acanthosepion pharaonis is the source of this 804-nucleotide messenger RNA. The record is from the annotation of a GenBank genome assembly. NCBI's taxonomy places the organism in Eukaryota, Metazoa, Mollusca, Cephalopoda, Sepiida, Sepiidae.